Drosophila virilis is the source of this 2917-nucleotide messenger RNA. RefSeq names its product beta-mannosidase (gene beta-Man). The record is from RefSeq and is a predicted model, not a curated record. Gene Ontology annotation, biological process: glycoprotein catabolic process. Gene Ontology annotation, molecular function: beta-mannosidase activity. Lineage: Eukaryota; Metazoa; Arthropoda; Insecta; Diptera; Drosophilidae.
CGGCCCUUCCCGAUGCCAGACGCAUCAAUUUUUGCAGCUCGGAACGGAACGAAGAGUACGGAAAAAGGGGGCUCGCGCGGGCACGAAUUUUGAAGUUAGACUAAAUAAUUUGCAGCAAUUUUUGCGCAAAGCAAAAAUGAAUAAGAAAUUUUAUGACCGUUUGCUGGGACUUGGACUGGUGCUGGGCGUGCUGCUGGUGGGCCGGGUGGAGGGCGAUGCCGUCGAAGUAAUUGAGCUGGGCAGCAAUUGGAGUUUAUCUAAUCAGAAUAGCUCCUUUACGCGUUUGCUUAAUCUGACGCUGCCCUCGGGCAUAUACAGCGCCUUUCCCGGCCUAUUGCCCAAUGUGCUGGAGUCCUACAACGAUGUGAAUCUCCGCUGGAUGGCCUACGACAAUUGGACGUACAUCAAUGAGUUCAAGUUUGAUGUGGAGCACUAUAAGCGCGUGCGCAGCUUUAAUCUGACGUUCCAUGGCAUCGACACCGUGGCCGAGAUCCGGCUGAAUCGCCAGCUCCUGGGACGCACGGACAACAUGUUUGUGCGCUAUUCGUACGAUGUGACUAAGCUGCUGGAGCAGGAGAAUGUGCUCGAGGUGGAGAUCACAUCGCCCGUAUGGGCAGCACUGGCCCGGGCCAGGGCAUUGAGCGCGGCGGAUCGCAGCGUGCCACCGGACUGUCCGCCGGAACGCUAUCAUGGCGAAUGCCAUGUCAAUAUGCUGCGCAAGAUGCAGGCUAGCUUUGCCUGGGACUGGGGACCGGCGGUGCCGUCGAUGGGUCUGUGGAAGAGCGUGCAGCUGGAGAUGUACGAGGUGGCCCUACUCCGUGAUGUCGAUGUGGACAUUAGCCGCAACGAGACACACUGGAACAUGCACAUCAGCUGCUACAUGGACGCCCUGGGCAAAGAGAACUUCAAUGCCCAGCUAAUCUUCUAUGCCGUCGAGCUACUCAAUCAGACGGUGGUCAUUUCGCAGCCCGUCAGCCACUUGUCGCCGGUAAUUGUCUUUGAUCAGGCCGUGCCAAUUGCGGACGUCGUGCCCUGGUGGCCCAAUGGCUAUGGCCAGCAGAAGCUCUAUCCGCUGCACUUUACCCUUAACGCCUGGCUGGGCGCCACCGGGCCGGAGCUGCGGGCCAAGACCAAGUCGCAGAAGUCGCUGCGCGUUGGCUUUCGCACAUUGGAGCUGGUGGAGCGUCCAGCUCCGGAUGGCAGAGGCAACACUUUUCUCUUUCGCGUCAACGGACUGGAGAUCUUCAUGAAGGGCAGCAAUUAUAUACCAUCCCACAUAUUGCCAGAGAAUCAGACCGCCGAAAGUGUUGGAUAUCUGCUGGAAUCGGCGAAGGAGGCGCACAUGAAUAUGAUACGCGUGUGGGGUGGAGGUGUUUAUGAAUCGGACUUCUUCUACGAUAAGGCCGACAGCCUGGGCAUACUCAUUUGGCAGGAUAUGAUGUUCGCCUGCGCCAUGUACCCGACGACACCCGAGUUUCUCGCCUCGGUGGGCGAAGAGGUGCGACAGAAUGCGAAGCGACUGUCGCAUCACGCAAGUAUUGCAAUCUUUGCGGCCAACAAUGAGAAUGAGGCAGCUCUUGUGCAGAAUUGGUAUCAUACGUUGGCGGACUUGGAUCGGUUCAAGGCCGAAUACCGGGAGCUGUAUCUGGGCCAUGUUGUACACGAGCUGAAGCUUGUGUCGCACAGCGGGCGACCCGAGCCGCUGGUGUCCUCGCCAUCAAAUGGCAAGGCCAGCGAGAAGGACAACUACAUCUCGGAGAAUCCGCAGGAUGAGCACAAUGGCGACGUGCACUUCUACGACUACUUCAAGGAUGCCUGGGAUCCGAAUACCUACCCACGUCCGCGCUUUGCCAGCGAGUACGGCAUCCAAUCCCUGCCCGGCGCCUAUGCCUGGGAGCGCAGCAAAGGAGUUGGCGUCGAGCUGACCGAGCUGAUGGGCCAUCGGCAGCAUCAUCCGCUGGCCAUGGUGCCCAUCACGACGCAAUUGUUCCAGCACUUGCCGCUGCCGCUGCCCGAGGACAAGGACUACAAUCAGGCGCUGAUCUACUUCAGUCAAAUCUCCCAUGCCAUGGCCACCAAGGUGGAGACGGAGCUGUAUCGCAGCCUGCGCGACACGUCCCACAAUACCAUGGGCGCACUCUACUGGCAGCUGAACGAUGUCUGGGUGGCGCCCUCCUGGUCCGGCAUCGAUUUCUAUGGCAACUGGAAGCUGCUGCACUAUUGGGCACGCGACUUUCUGGCUCCGAUUGCCAUCGUGGCGCUCUUCGAUAAGCCCACGGGCUUGCUCGAGAUAUCGCUGGUGUGUGACGAACCGCGCGUGGAUACAUCUCAACUGACCGUCGUUGGCAACAUUCAUCUGUGGUCGCAGCUGAUGCCGCGCCAGUCCAGAAACUGGACGGCCACCCUGCGCCCCAACGGCGUGCAGUACGACAAAGUUAUUCCCAUAAAGGAUUGGCUGCAGGGCGAAUUCAAUGAGCACAAUGCCUACUUUGAGUUCCAGCUGCGUCGCGAUCAGACCUUAAUCUCCCGCACCUAUUUCUUUCCCAGCAGCAUUGCCAGUGCUGUGGGCAUCGCCGAUCCGGAGCUGGAGUUCGACAUCUCAUCGAAGACCUGCGUGGACACCACAAGCGGCAAACGGAACAGCAUCAGCAUCACGAUCACCGUGAAGCGUCCGGCUGUGUUUGUUUACCUGGAGCUGCAGAUGGCGUAUAGGUACAAGCUAUCCGAGAAUGGUUACAUGCAGACGACGCCCGUGCAUGUGGUGCAUGCGACGAUCGAAUCGAGUUCCUGCAUUCGCAUAUGGCGCAAGGCGAACGUUAAGAUCUGGACCGUGAAUCAGUUCAUGCGCCAGGCGUAGGGGAUAUACAUAUUUAAUUUUAAUGCAACAUAUAUAAAUAACUUAACAAAUCAAUAAAUG